UUUGACAAGGCCCAUACGGUUUAUCAUCAAACAUAAUAUUUCCUCCCUAAAAGGGAAAAAAGAAAACCAGAGAGAGUGUAAAAAUGGCGUCUGUAACAGAAAUAGUGAAAAAAUUGAAUCUUCAGCCACACCCAGAAGGUGGAUUCUACUGUGAAACUUUUAGAGACACAUCUGUCACUCUCUCCACUUCUCAGCUUCCUUGUGCAUAUAAGGUUGAUCGUGCAGUCAGCACAGCUAUCUACUUCUUGCUACCUUCUGGGCAUGUUUCGCACCUUCAUCGAAUCCCGUGUGCUGAAACCUGGCAUUUUUAUUUAGGAGAACCUCUUACGGUAUUGGAGUUGAAUGAGAGUGACGGUGAGGCGAAGUUAACCUGCCUGGGAUCUGAUAUAAUUGGAGGCAACCAGCAAGUACAGUACACUGUGCCUCCAAAUGUAUGGUUUGGUGCAUUUCCAACAAAUGAUUUCAUCAUAUCUGCAGAUGGUGCAGUUGCUAAAUCUGCUCCAAGGGAUGGUCAGAGUCACUAUUCGCUGGUAGGCUGCACUUGUGCGCCUGCAUUUCAAUUCCAGGAUUUUGAGCUGGCAAGGCGCCCGGAGCUGCUUUCUCGGUUUCCAAACCAUGAACAUCUCAUCUCAAUGCUCACCUUUUCUGGUACAGAUUAACCUGUACUCUUCAAUGUACCAUUCAUCUUAAAAAGGAGAGGAAUAAGAAUUUUAUGCUUUUUAUGUCUAAUUUCAGCGGAUUUUCCAUCA
Molecule: messenger RNA, 749 nt
Organism: Mercurialis annua (annual mercury)
Lineage: Eukaryota; Viridiplantae; Streptophyta; Magnoliopsida; Malpighiales; Euphorbiaceae
Exons: 3
Coding region: 84-659 (191 amino acids)
Cellular component (GO): intracellular anatomical structure
Source: RefSeq, a predicted model, not a curated record